This is a messenger RNA of Asparagus officinalis (garden asparagus), 1561 nucleotides long. Its product is annotated as serine carboxypeptidase-like 18. Bases 16 to 1407 code for a protein of 463 amino acids. Gene Ontology annotation, biological process: secondary metabolic process; proteolysis. The transcript has 14 exons. Lineage: Eukaryota; Viridiplantae; Streptophyta; Magnoliopsida; Asparagales; Asparagaceae. Gene Ontology annotation, molecular function: acyltransferase activity, transferring groups other than amino-acyl groups; serine-type carboxypeptidase activity. The record is from RefSeq and is a predicted model, not a curated record.
UCAGUAUUUUUAGCAAUGGCUCUUCCACUCCUAUUUCUUCUUCCUCUGCUCCUCUUCUCAUCUCCUGCUCUCUCUGCGGUGACUGUAACACAUCUCCCUGGCUUCAAUGGACCUCUCCCCUUCCAUCUUGAAACUGGGUAUAUAAGUGUUGAUGAGGUGAACGGUGUGGAGCUGUUCUAUUACUUUAUAGAGUCGGAGAGGAACCCUAAAGAAGACCCUCUCAUACUUUGGCACAAUGGAGGCCCUGGCUGCUCUGCCUUCAGUGGUCUCGCAUUCGAAAUUGGUCCUCUAAAAUUUGUGAGUAAGAAGUACGAUGGGAGCAUACCAUCUUUGGUAUACAAUCGUUAUGCUUGGACAAAGGUAGCAAACGUUAUCUUUCUCGACUCUCCCGUUGGAACUGGAUUCUCGUUCUCGAGGAAUCCUGAAGGCUACGUGGUUGAUGACACGAUUACAUCAAAACAAGCCUACGAGUUUCUGAGAAAGUGGCUUGUCGAACAUCCGCGGUUCAUCUCCAGUCAUCUCUAUUUAGCUGGCGAUUCAUUUGGAGGAAAAAUUGUUCCUAUCGUUGCUAGCAUAGUUGCAAAAGGUAUUGAAGAUGGCCACCGUCCGCUCGUGAACCUCAAGGGUUAUUUAGUCGGCAAUCCGAGGACCGGUGAAUUUGUUGAUUUUAAUUCUCGAGUCGCAUUUGCACAUGCAAUGGGCAUUAUUUCAGAUGAACUCUAUGAGGCGAUACAGAGAUAUUGUGAAGGAGAGGAUUAUAAGAAUCCUAAUCCCCACAACUUACCAUGCAAUUCAGUACUUAACAAGUUUGCGACGUUUGAAGACGAACUAGAUAUGUCCUAUAUUUUGGAUCCCAAAUGUCCUAUCGCGUCGCCUCGAACAGAGCGAAUGUUUGGUAACAGAUAUUUACAGGAGGAGCAUUCAGAGAUCAUGCUACCGCCACCAGUGGUUCCUGGAUUGAAGUGUAGAUCAUAUGCUUAUUUUCUAUCCUACUAUUGGUCAAAUGAUUAUCACACCAGAGAGGCCCUUCACGUCAAGAAGGGAACUGUGGGAGAAUGGGUUAGAUGCAAUAAAAGCCUCGCUUAUACUCAGAAUGUCCAAAGUUCAGUAGAGUAUCAUCUCAAUGUAACCACGAAAGGAUACAGAGCAUUGGUAUACAGUGGCGACCAUGACAUGGGUAUACCAUCUAUCGGUACACAAGCAUGGAUUCGAUCCCUCAACUACUCUAUUGUCGAUGAUUGGCGCUCGUGGCAUGUGGCUGACCAGAUUGUUGCCGGAUACACGAGGAAAUACUCUCACAAUUUGACAUUUGCUACAGUAAAGGAUGCUGGUCACACGGCACCAGAGUACCAACCGAAGAAUUGCCUGAUCAUGUUUAAUAGGUGGAUUUCUCAUGACUCUCUGUGAUGGAACUCCCAAGUGAUUGGAUGAAUGAAUGAGUAAUUGUCGUUAAUAAAUUUUAAGUUCUUCUAAGAGAAACUAUUGUGUGCUCUUAUGUACUCUUAUUUUCGUGCAAAAACAAAAACAAAUAAUAAUUGGGAUAGAAAUAUCCUUUCUCUUA